GUGUGACGGGCAUCCGACCCCGGGCCGGAGAGGGACCGGCGAGCCCCGGGAGCGGGCCAUGGUGAGUGGCGGCGGGGGCCGGGGCCGGUGCGGGGCGCGGCGGGGGGUGCCCCGCUCGGCCCCGCUGCCCUGAGCGCGGCGGCAGCGCCGGGAGCGGCCCCGCAGCGCGGCCGGCACCGAUUCGCGUGUGGGGCUGAGACACGGCAAGCAAGGAAUAUGAACAGGAAAACAAGGCGCUGGAUCUUCCACAUCUUCCUGAGCCUGGGGAUUGUGUAUAUCAAGAUCGGGGGUUUUUCCUCUGUGGUGGCCCUGGGAGCCAGCAUCAUCUGUAACAAGAUCCCGGGUCUGGCCCCCCGGCAGCGGGCGAUCUGCCAGAGCAGGCCCGACGCCAUCAUCGUCAUCGGGGAAGGGUCCCAGAUGGGCAUCAACGAGUGCCAGUUCCAGUUCCGCAACGGGCGCUGGAACUGCUCUGCCCUGGGAGAGAGGACCGUCUUCGGGAAGGAGCUGAAAGUGGGUAGCAGAGAGGCAGCGUUCACCUACGCCAUCAUUGCUGCUGGAGUGGCACACGCCAUCACGGCUGCCUGCACACAGGGCAACCUGAGUGACUGUGGUUGUGACAAAGAAAAACAAGGACAGUACCACAAAGAGGAAGGGUGGAAAUGGGGAGGCUGCUCCGCUGACAUCAGAUACGGAAUAGGAUUCGCCAAGGUGUUUGUGGAUGCCCGGGAGAUUAAGCAAAACGCGAGGACGCUCAUGAACCUGCACAACAACGAGGCCGGGAGGAAGAUUCUGGAGGAAAACAUGAAGUUAGAGUGCAAGUGCCACGGGGUCUCGGGAUCCUGCACCACUAAAACAUGCUGGACAACCCUGCCUAAAUUCCGGGAGCUGGGCUACAUCCUUAAGGACAAAUACAACGAAGCCGUUCAAGUGGAACCGGUGAGAGCCAGCCGCAACAAGCGCCCGACCUUCCUCAAAAUCAAGAAGCCCCUUUCCUACCGCAAACCCAUGGACACAGACUUGGUGUACAUCGAGAAAUCUCCCAACUACUGCGAAGAAGACCCCGUCACGGGCAGCGUGGGGACGCAGGGGAGGAUGUGCAACAAGACGGCCCAGCAGUCCAACGGCUGCGACCUGAUGUGCUGCGGCCGGGGCUACAACACCCACCAGUACUCACGCGUGUGGCAGUGCAACUGCAAAUUCCACUGGUGCUGCUACGUGAAAUGCAACACGUGCAGCGAGAGAACAGAGGUGUACACCUGUAAGUGAGGGGGGCGGCACGGGCCCGGCCGGGAUUACAUUUGCACAUGGACUCAACGUCCCUACACAGGACCCUAAGGAUGACCUGCUCUCCCAGAAGAAACGCUGAUGAAUGGAGCCCCUCUCUUGUCUUCUCCUGUCUUGGUGGCUUAUGCGGAUACCCCUGGCAGACUCUUAGGAAAGUCAGCCGAGGAACAAAAACAAACUGACCCCCCCACACCCCAACCCCGGGCCACCCGACACGCAAAACAGAGAGAAAAGGGUCAUCUCUGUACCCUCCAGAGCAAGAAGGGUUGACCGCCUUGUGAAGAGACCACCUCCGGAGGAAAAUCUCUGAGCAUAGCCACUAACUCUUGGUUGGGAAAAAAAAAGAUGGUCAAAAACUUCAAUGUAUAAGGAGCGGAGAGGGGAGCAAUCCUCCAAAAAUAGGGCUUUUGCACAGGAGGGGAUGGACGGUGCCCCCCGUGACUGGCCCUCCUGAGGGUGCGGGUGACACGGAUUCAGGCUUCUCCACUCGAAAAAAACCUUCCGCUUGGUCUGGCCCAUCCUUCCCCGUCGUACCGUUUGCUACGGCGAGUAGAACUGUCGGAGUUUUCUGUAGACACUGCUUUAUCUGCCUAUUUUGUGUGUGCGUGUGUGUGUGCUGCAGAUUUUAGCACAGGGAUUUGGGACACUUGGGCAUAAUAAUAGCAAUAUUUAACAAUUUAUUCAGAUAAAACUAAUAUUAAUUUAUUUAAUUAAAAAGAACUCUACCGACGUUUUUGGAACUAUUCUGCAAUUAAAGUAGAUAGCUGGCUUUCUUUGUGGAAUAAUUUUGUAGAAACAGCAAGGAAAAACUGGAGCUGUAUAUAUUAUUCUUAACUAGGAUAUUUCUAUUAGUUGGACUUGCAGGAUAUGUUCUACAGUACUAGAUGUUUAAAUACAAAAGCUGGCAUCUUUAUAUAUAUGUACAUACACAAACACACACUGUUGGUUUUGGGGGUUUUUUUGGUUUUGUUUUGGGUUUUUUUGUGGUUUUUUUUCCUGUUUGCUGCUAGUUGUCUGGAACAAAAGUCAAGCGGUAGGGGUUGCAAAUCUUUACCAGGUUGAGGUUUGUUUUUUUUUUCUUCAAUUAAAGAAAGAAGCAUUAAUAAAAUCCUGUUUGGAAUAUGCCUAAAAAUAAGAAAAUCCAGACAAACUUCCAUCUUUUGGAAAAAUCAACCAUAGGAUAAGAGAGUAUAUUUUGUAAGAGACUAUUUUUAUAUAAAUAUUUUAUUUAUACUACGUCUGCUUGUUCAACCUGUACUUUUUCUCAAAACAGGCAUACAAUUUGUAAUUCUUAGGCUAUUUAACAGAGAAAGGGUAAUUAGUCUGUGGACACAACAGCAGCAAGCUGGAUACAUUUGGCUGCAGUUGGUGGACGUGUCAGGGAGCGGAAUGAACGUUCUCUCCGGAUGUGUGUACAAACCGGCUCUUUUCCUGCAGCUCAAUGUGCAGAAUGUGCAAAACAAGAACAGGGUAUGUAGCAUCAAUUUUGUCACAUGGCUUGGGAUUCACGAUCGGUAUUAAGUGGAUGCUCAUCUAUCCCAUUCAAGGAAAAAAGAAAAAAAAAAAAUCCGAAUUAGCUUCCCACAUGCGUCAGUCAUUAAACUGUGGCGUUAUGACUAGCAAAUGUGCUGUGUGUGCUGUCAGUUAAACCUCUAUAUUGUGUUACUGUCAAAUUUGAUUUUAAUCAGUGGAGGACUGUAGACUAUGACUGUAAAAACUAUCAUGACACACAUCGUCUGAUUCUCAUAGAUAGGAUACAAAGCUCACUUUUUGUCCAGCUCUUUUUGGCAUUUACAUUAUUCUUUCCCCCCAGAAGGCCAGAGCGCUCAAAUAUCCAGAAAAACAUCUAGGCGAAUUUAAAGACCGUUCCCUUGUUUUUCAGAGCCCAGCUAAGCCAUUUGGUGUUCCCUUUUCAGUAUUUCCUUUUUAUCACUGCUAAUUUCUUCAGAUAUUUGAGUGGUAAAUAUUUCCCUGGUUUAGAAUCACUCCCUCCAGCAUCCCAUGCCUUUCACCGACUCCUGUUGGGAACAGCAAGUGUCACACGCAGUAGAUGAUACAGAUCUAUCUUGUGUCCAUUGGUCUUUCCGAGGCAAAACUCCCCCAUAAGACUGCAAAACCAGAGAAAGUUUUCCAAGAAAGGAAAGAGAAGUAUCACAGAAGUUUUGCUCUAACAACCUAACCUUUUAGAACUCCUCUGAGUGUGGCACGGUAAUUUUUUUUAACUCACUUCUUGUACAUACGUUAUUUCUGGAAGAACACGAGCCCGUGCAGGACCUCAUCCUAGCAAUGUAUAAUUCGGAUUAAAUAUACAGUUUCUUUGCAGACCUGCCACUUAUCACAAAGUUGAAUCUUUAUGCAAUUCAGACACCAGCAGGAGAUAUCAAAGGAAACUGAUUAACAUAAUUUACUUCUAAACUUAUGACUUGUCAAUAUAAAAACAAUUUUUGGGGGGUAACUGAGUCACUGCUUUUAGUUCUUCUAAAUUCCACACAUCACGAAUUGAUAGGACCUGAAAUGCAAUGAGGUACAUACAAUAUGGACGAUAAUUACAACACUGUAUUAUGAUUAAAUAAUUCAGAUCUAACAUUUAAUUUUGGAAUCUCCUCCCCCAAGUUUGUAUUGGUUUUUACUUAGUGGGUACCAUAUCAUAGUCAAAAGUGUGUUUUCUUCACUGAUUAGGGUUAUUUUACAAAUUAUUACUUUUGCAGCAUGUUUUUACCAUAGAAAAGUAAUCUGUAAAACUCCUGCUUCCUGUAUAUUUCAGUAUGCAGUGAUGUGCAAUGUACAGCUAGCAGAUUAAAUACUGAAGGACAAAUAUCUUUAAACAGUUUUACUCACAAUAAUAAAGAACUGGAUGCGCAACGAAAUGAA
Calidris pugnax (ruff) is the source of this 4155-nucleotide messenger RNA. It is a transcript of the gene WNT7A, whose product is annotated as wingless-type MMTV integration site family member 7A. Gene Ontology annotation, molecular function: cytokine activity; frizzled binding. Gene Ontology annotation, biological process: neuron differentiation; multicellular organism development; cell fate commitment. Bases 217 to 1266 code for a protein of 349 amino acids. The transcript is spliced from 4 exons. Gene Ontology annotation, cellular component: extracellular region. The record is from RefSeq and is a predicted model, not a curated record. NCBI's taxonomy places the organism in Eukaryota, Metazoa, Chordata, Aves, Charadriiformes, Scolopacidae.